UCACCCAUCAGUUUAAGGAAUAAUACGAACGUAAAAACUAAGAAAUUUCAAUCAAAUUAAGGAAAAAAACAGCAAAGUUCAUAUUUGCAUCUAGGUAAGCAGCCUGUUUAGGGUCCGGCCUCCGACGCGAUGUCUUUCAACAUGUUGAGUUUCCUGCCGACGACGCUGAUGAUAGCCACCCUCCUGCCCGUGCUGCGGCUCGGCCUCAUCUCCCUCAUGCAGGAGUCGCGGCGCGCAGACUUCAGGUUCAGCAGACCCGAAGCCUUCAAUCACGACUAUGACUUCAUCAUCGUUGGAGCUGGGACGGCUGGGAGCGUGCUGGCCGCUAGGCUGUCGGAGGUGAAGGGCUGGAGGGUGCUGCUCCUGGAGGCUGGAGGCACCCCGCCCCCGGAGACCUACGUCCCGGGUCUUGUGGGUUUCAACUACCUCAGAGGUAACAUUAACUGGAACUACGUCACCGUCCCACAGAAACACGGGCUCAAGAACUUCGUGGAUCGACGAGCCACUAUUCCCCAUGCUCGUGUGGUGGGUGGGGGCUCCACGACUAAUGGCAUGGUCUACGUGAGGGGCAAUAGACGCGACUUCGACCAUUGGGCUGAUCUUGGCAACCCUGGCUGGGACUAUGAGAGUGUUCUCUAUUAUUUCAAAAAAUUUGAGGACUAUCGAGGCUAUAUGACACCACAUACAGCCAGAUUCCAUGGUAGAGGAGGACCCAUUGCUAUCACCCCAGACACCAAGCCAGGUAAGCUGACUCAGGCUUUCCUCGAUGCUGGCAAGCAGCUUGGCUUCGACACCAUCGACCCCAACGCAGAGGAGCAAAUGGGGUUUGCCAAGCCUGAUUACACAGUGUGUGAUGGGAUUAGAUGCUCCACAGCCUGGGCCUACCUCCUGCCAGCAGCCUCCCGCCCCAACCUCCACAUCCUGCACAGUGCCACUGUCCUCAAGGUUCAGUUCAACAAGAAGAAAAAGGCGACUGGUGUUGUGUACACCUAUAGAGGCAAGGUGGUGGAAGCUCGAGCAGAGCGAGAGGUGAUAGUGUCAGCUGGGGCACUGGCGUCCCCCAAGGUGUUGCUGCUGUCAGGCAUAGGAGCCAGUUACCACCUUCAACAACAUGGCGUGAAGGUGGUGGCAGAUGUGGCAGGUGUGGGCCAGAACCUGCAGGACCACCUGGGGGUGUACGGGCUCACCUGGACCACCCAGAGUACUUCUCCCACCAUGGACAACGCCUUCUCCUUGCAGGCUUUCUCGCAGUAUAUCCACCACAGGAAAGGUCCGUGGACAAAGCCGUUGGGUGAAUAUGCCAGUGCCUUUCUGAAGGUGACGGAAGGUGGUGAUCCUUACUACCCUGAUGUCCAGCUCUACCUCUCCCCUGCUGUCUUUAACAUGGAUUUGGGAUUCUUCAUUCCUCAUAUUUAUAACUUCCAAAAAACGAAAUAUAUGGAGUAUGCCCGUCCAUUGUCCGGAAAACAAGGCUUCACGAUCAUCAUGUACCUGAUGAGACCCAAGAGCCGUGGGGGCAUCUUUCUCAGGUCCAAACACCCCAAUGACCUUCCCCUCAUUGACCCCAACUACCUCGAUCACCCACAAGACCUCAAGACCCUCGUCAAUGGUAUCAAGCAGUUGAUGGCUCUGGGUAAUACCACGGCUUUCAGAUCACGAUUCAAGGCGAAAUUUCAUGACAUGCCAGUGCCAGGAUGUGAAGGAGAAAAAUUUGGGUCGUAUAGGUACUGGGGAUGUUAUGUGCAGCAUAUGGCCUCCUCCUUCUGGCAUCCGACCAGCACUUGCAAAAUGGGACCCUCAUCUGACCCUCUUGCUGUUGUCGAUUACAGGCUCAGGGUGCGAGGGGUGUCCGGGCUGCGGGUAGUGGAUGCCUCAAUCAUGCCUGUUGUUGUGUCGGGCAACACCAAUGCUGCCACACUCAUGAUUGCAGAGAAGGCUGCCGACCUCAUCAAGGAGGACUGGAACGAACUCACUGGGCAUGGUGAUUGAUGUGAAUCCAUCUCCAUGUUUUGGCAUGUGUGUAUUGUACAUAUAAAACGGAUAAAUUUAGUAUACAGUUCAUGCAUCCUGGGAAUGGUCAGUAAUUUGACUUUGUGGAAUACAGAGUACAGAGGAUGGCACGGAGACCUUGUGGGACUGAGCACAGAGUGUUCCAAAUGUAGCCAAAUAAUUUGCUCACAAGAAAAGAAUUGAUUACCAUCUUUGAUUGCCUCUGAGCAGCCUGAGGGCAGCAAUAUUCUGAGAAAAUCAAGAAAAUCUAGUUGAUUUGAGACAGUUAAAUAAUUAAGAUUUAUAGGUCACCUUUGGUAUACAUAGCUACCACCUAUGGCUCCUUGUUUUAGUAUUUUGGAUGAUUUUAAGGCUGAAUAAUAAAGAUUUUAGUGAAGUCGUCAGCGACGAUGGACUGAACUGAUGGUGAUGAUGGACAGCGAAGAAGAACUGUUGACAGCUGAAUGCUCUUUACUAAAAUGGAAAUAGUUAAAAAAAAGUUAUAAUGUCUCCUUUCUGUGUCAACUAAUGUUUCAACCCAAGAUUUAAACCACUAUUCUACAGUGCAUCCUGUUGAAGGUUGGCAUUUAGGAGAAAUCUUGGCGUUUCUCAGUAAAUUAUAAUAAGCACUCUAUAAAUUUUUACAUAUAAUAAUGGUGCUUUCUUCAA
Messenger RNA from Procambarus clarkii (red swamp crayfish), 2658 nucleotides. RefSeq names its product glucose dehydrogenase [FAD, quinone]. Gene Ontology annotation, molecular function: oxidoreductase activity, acting on CH-OH group of donors; flavin adenine dinucleotide binding. The record is from RefSeq and is a predicted model, not a curated record. Lineage: Eukaryota; Metazoa; Arthropoda; Malacostraca; Decapoda; Cambaridae.